GGAAGCAGACCACCCGCCCGUCGCAAACUUGACUCCCAGCAGCUGGGUGCGCCUCCAGAUCGGCGGGGGCGGGUGGGGUGCUGGCUCCUGGGAAGUGGAGCAGCAGCGGGGCCUCUCCCUGGGACACCCCCAUCAGGCUGUGACCUUCAGGCGACCUUCCAUGUGGCCUGGGCCCACGUGAUGCCCAGGGGUGAGCUGUCCUGAGCCGCUGUGGUCCAGCCGCCUGCCUGUCCGCACCCCCACACCGCGUCAUGGAGUCCAGAGGGAAGGCGGCCAGCAGCCCCAAGCCCGAUGCCAAGGCGCCCCAGGCCGGUGCGGAGGUCAGGGGCCCCCCGGCUGCGGACGGGAAAGGCCCCUCGGCCAAGCCUGGGAAGAAGGAAGCCCAAGGGGAGAAGCAGGAGCCGCCGGUGGCCCCUGCCCCGCCGCCUGCCAAGAAGACACCGGCCAAGGCGGACCCUGCCCUUCUCAACAACCACAGCAACCUGAAGCCGGCCCCCGCGGCCCCCGCGGCCCCCAGCGCAGCCCCCGAGCCCAAGGGCCCAGGCGACGGGGCCGAGGAGGACCAGGUCCCCAGUGGGGGCCCGGGAGGCCGAGGCCCCUGCCCCUUCGAGAACUUGACCCCCCUGCUGCUGGCUGGGGGGGCGGCUAUGGCAGCCGUAGCCCUGAUUCUUGGCGUGGUCUUCCUGGCUCGGAAAAAAUGACGGCUGCUGCCCAGGUUGGGGACCAGCCACCCCUGUACAGACCGUGGGAUGUGCAUGCAAAUCCUCAUAGCUGUCUACCCAUAAUCCAUAGGCAAUAGAGAUACAAGCGCCCCAGACACCGAGGGAGAGAGACAGGCUGCCCGGGGCAGUGGGGCCACGCCCCCUUAGCUGGUCCCUAGCGUGUCCCCCUCCCCCUCCCCCAGGCAGGGAUCGGCUCCUGGGUCCUGAGCAGCACAGGGUGGAGCUGUGGCCUCGGGCAGAGGGCUCAGACCGGGGCAGUGGGUGGGGUGGACCCUGAGCCGGCCAGCUUGUCCCGAGGGGCCCCAGUGGUCCAGGGGCUUCUGGCCGCUUCCUGACAAGCCCCAGGCAGGAGGGAGGCCUGAGGCAGACCGGUCCUGGCUGGGCUCUGACCUGGGCCCGGCCACAUGGGGACAUUAAAGGUGUGGCUGUUUCACCUUC
Myotis myotis is the source of this 1160-nucleotide messenger RNA. RefSeq names its product cell cycle exit and neuronal differentiation 1 (gene CEND1). Gene Ontology annotation, biological process: radial glia guided migration of cerebellar granule cell; cerebellum development; cerebellar Purkinje cell differentiation. The transcript is spliced from 2 exons. NCBI's taxonomy places the organism in Eukaryota, Metazoa, Chordata, Mammalia, Chiroptera, Vespertilionidae. The record is from RefSeq and is a predicted model, not a curated record. Bases 252 to 701 code for a protein of 149 amino acids.